Menidia menidia (Atlantic silverside) is the source of this 1549-nucleotide messenger RNA. NCBI's taxonomy places the organism in Eukaryota, Metazoa, Chordata, Actinopteri, Atheriniformes, Atherinopsidae. The record is from the annotation of a GenBank genome assembly.
CAGCCCCGUUUCUCCCUUCCUUAUCCAGUACAGUUCUUGGCCUUGCUGAAGGGGGUUUGAUUCUAGUGGUGCUUGGAGUACCUUUAUCCAGCAGUCAUGUCGGGCUUCAAUCUGCUGCAUCUAAUAACCAAGAGUCAGCCUGUAUCUCUGAGAUCCUGCAGUCUUCCUUCAGGAGCAAGUAGAUCCACAAAGUCAUGGCCAGUGAGCUUCAUUCAAGAAGAUUUGAAGAAACGCCUAACACCAAUGCAAUACCAUGUUACACAGGAGAAAGGAACCGAGAGAGCCUUUACAGGGGAUUACACAGACAAUAAAGAUGAAGGAACCUAUAAGUGCAUUGUCUGUGGGGCCCCUCUAUUCAGCUCUCUGUCUAAAUUUGAUUCAGGAUCAGGCUGGCCAUCUUUCUCUGACGUUGUAAAGGAAGAGUCCAUCACUGUGUCAGAUGAUUUUUCAUAUGGGAUGCACAGAGUAGAGACUGCUUGCAGCCAGUGUGGAGCGCAUCUCGGCCACCUGUUCGAUGAUGGUCCAAGACCAACAGGAAAACGUUACUGCAUUAACUCAAACGCACUGGCUUUUCAACUGAAAGAUACAAACCCAACUUCCCCCAACUUUGUAGCUGAAGGUGGAGCAACCAGCACCCCGGACACUGAUGGGAAGACAGAGCUCUGAAAGAGAGAGCUAGAGAGAACACCUACUCGCAAAGGUGUAUGGAAAGUCCAGCAGUUUAAAAAAAUAGUAGGAAUUUCUAAGCUUUUGAUUUACUGAGAAAAGAGCAAAUACAGACAAUGAACCAUUAAUGUCUCAAGAAAACAAAUAUUUUAAAUGUAUUCAACUCAAUUAAAUAAAUCUUAUAACAUCAAAAGACAAACGUCAUCCAUAGGCACUUCAAAAAUGAGUAAACAUUUCAUUAUCUUUGAAAUGGUCCCUGCAGGUUAACGGAAUUUACUGAAUGUCACUAUAGAUUGUAUGUUAUUAAGAUUGUGAUGAGUACAAGACUAAAGUGCACUUGCAUAGUACAUCAGACACAAUUUUCUCAUUAACCAUGACCAUACAAAUUUGAUGGGACACACACUUAAAGUUUAAAUGACAGUGGCAUGAAUUAGAGGUUAAGGCUAAUGUCCAGGGCAGCCGAACCUGGGUAUCAGACAAAAGCCAAGAAUGUUGUUAGCUGCUAUUAGUAAAAUUGAUGCCCAUAAUUUUAGAUCAUUAGUUGUUUACUGUGCUGUCUCAAAAUAAUUAGGUUUAUGGAUUUUGUCUCAUUGAGGAGUUAUCUAUAAAUACAACUUGUUAUAUGAGAAAAAGAGCUUUGGGCUCUGAAAAUCAAAAUGUAAUAAUGGCUAUAUGGCUGAAUUUUCUAGUGUGACCAGUCCAGUCAUCACUGUUUCACAUAUGGUAGAGUAUUUGUUCAAGUAUAUUUACUAAGCCAGUCUUUAUUUAUCCUUUUUUUGGACUAUAUUAAAUUUAUAUAAUAUUAUGUUUGAUGUUAGACACCUAGAAGUUGAUUUUGCUACAAGUUCAUCACUCUAGUGUUGUGUGACAGAUGGUUUCAUAU